Molecule: messenger RNA, 2928 nt
Organism: Hemisphaericaspora subhashii
Lineage: Eukaryota; Fungi; Ascomycota; Pichiomycetes; Serinales; Debaryomycetaceae
Exons: 1
Coding region: 1-2928 (975 amino acids)
Molecular function (GO): protein binding
Source: RefSeq, a predicted model, not a curated record
AUGCAUAUAGAGAACUCAAUCAACGAAAAGUACAUUCGUACUCUUAAUUUCGGAUGUUUCCCCAAGAACAUAUUAUUAUUCCAAGACUCACAAGACUAUUUCCAACAAUUAACAUUUGUAGACUACCAAUUACAACUCCUCAUUGAACAUGAAUUCAAAAGUGAUGAAUUAUUGCCCGUGGUAUACAUGCCUCAGGUGACCGAAGAAACUCGUGAAAAGUUAACACUGUUGAUCAGUUAUGGAUUAUCUGUAUCCUUGAAUUAUGAAAAUAGAGAAAAGAGCUAUACCGAAGAGUUGUAUUUCGCAGUGAUAAUGGCACAUUUAUAUUGGCUUGAUAACAACGUUCAAGAAAUGGCAAAAUCCUUAUCUGCAAUUUCGGUAGUAAAUCCUAAUUUUUCCACAACACCUGAACAGCUUUUAUUCAUUAAAUAUUUGACAUGUAGAUAUUAUGUGUUGCUUGGAUGUGCAAGUAAGAAUAGUGUAUCUAUUUGGCUGGAUUAUUUAUCUCAAAUUCGCAUCCCCUUUACGAAAUCUCAUGUUAUUGCAAGUCAUUGGUUAGAUCUCCUUAUGGGAAGAUUAACCUUCGCAUUAAGUGAAGGUAGUGAUGGGCCCUUAUCAUUCAUAAAUAAUAUCAAGCAUGUGUCAUUUUUCCCUAAUCGAAAUGUGUUCAUUGCAUAUUGUAAUUAUUUAUUAAGGCCUGAUAAUUCCGAUCUCAUUAAUGUUAAUUUCAAGACUGAAUACUCAAGUUUCUUGACCCAGGAAAUUGAAGAUAAAAUUCAAACAAAGACACCAUUUCCAGAUGCAUUCAGUAAAGAUGCAACUAUCAAUAAUUAUAUUUAUAACCUUUAUGAAUCAUUAAGUUAUGUUCCUUUCAAUCUUGCUAUUUUAAAACCAACUUUAUCUAAGAAAUUUUUAGUUGAUGCUUCAGCAAAGACAUAUCAAAGCACGGUAGUAUUAUCCAAUCUAAUCUAUACAUUAAUCGACUUGGGUGAAUAUGAUGAAGCCUUAGCCGCGUUCAAGACUUAUAUUGAAUAUAUUGAACACGAACAGGAAUUGAAUGACGGCAAAAUUGAAGAUAUCUUGGCAAUUAUUGACACUUAUAGUACUUGUAUUAUUCAUUUCAAUCCUUUAAAAUCAUUCAAGAACAAAGAAUUACAGAAAUUUAAAUACAAUGACGAUACUAUUGUUGUAGAAUAUUUGAAACGAUUUGUGAAUAGUUUAAUGGGAUAUUUAAAUACAUUGCAAGAAUUUGCGGAUUUGACUUAUGAUGAUGAAAAUGAUGCUGCUGAUAAAAAUCCAUUAUCUUUCUUAUACCGCAGAUACAAUCCAAGUGUUUUACUUUCAGACCAUUCACAAUUCAUUGAAUUAAUUUCAAAAGCAUGGUAUUCGAUGGGAUAUACCUACUAUUAUUUGUCAAUGUAUGAAUCACCAGAUCAAACGGCAUUGGAGUAUAAUGUAAAUCAAGUUCUCAGAACAUAUAAGAAUAGUUUGAUAGUGAAUUCAACUGGUAAUGUACUUUAUUUGUCAAGUUAUGUUAUGGCAUUAGCACAUCAGCGAGAAUUGAAGUCUGCUAUUAAAUUGUGUAAAUUUAUUUUGAAAAAAUAUCCAGAAUCAUUUGUAACUUGGAAUUUGUUAGUGUUAUUAUUAACUUCAUUUGAAACAAAUAGUCCGUCUACAACAAAGCCUUUAGCAACCAAUGAUCCCCAACCUCCACAAAAUGGAUUAACUACAAAUGGGGAUAGACCAGAUUUAGCAAAUUCUAGUAUUAAUGGCACUGUGGAUGGACAAAUUGAAGAUGAAAAACCAUCUGUUCGUGAAUCAGAAAAGUUCAUUAACAAAGCCUUGAAUAUUGCCGGAUUAUUUGUGGCAAAGCAUGUUCAACGUGAUAUCAAAUUAACAAAUGAAGCCAAAUAUGAAAUUUUGCAAUUGAAAUUAACCCAACUAGCCGUGUUAGAAUCCAUUCAUGGGGUACAAUACAUUUUGGAUUAUUUGUCGGAUGUGUUUGUAUUAUAUCAUGAAUUAUUUGAUGUCGAUUUGAAAUCGGCUCCUCCAGCUAUGAAGCAACGUGAUUCAUCCCGGCAGUUUGGGACUUCUGAAAGAUGGUCCCAUCGUCCAAGUUUUAUUGACCCUUCUCCAAUGAAGAUGCUUCCUCCAACGCCUAUAAAGAGAUCUCAAACCAAGAUUCAACCUCCGGGACAACCAGGAUUGGAGCCAGUAGUAUCUAAUUCCAGUAAUAUCAAAGCAGCCACAGUUGAUAGACUUAAGAGAAUCUCCAAGAUUAACAAGAAUUCAUCCGAGGGAAGGAGAGACUCAAUUGUACAAUCGCCAACGGAUAAGACGGCACCAGCAACGACACAAGCAAUUGUGAAAUCCCCCCAGCAAAAUACUGUUGAACGUAGGAUCUUGCAGGAAAUCUGGCUUUGGACUGGUAGACUCUUUUUCAAGGUUGGAUUAUUUGAUGAAGCUGAACAAUGUAUACUUGAGGCUGAAACUAUAUAUGAACCAAACAUGAAGACAUUCACUGCAUUGGGGUAUUUGACUAGUAAGACACGAAAAUUCUUGUCAUUACAAGAAUUUGAACGUUCAUUGGAGAUAUUGAAUCAAAAUAAAUAUAAUAAAGUUGAUUAUGGAACGACAUUAUUGGGACUUGCCAAAUUAUUUUUACUUGAUGAUGAGAAGGAUAAUUCAUUAUUUAUUUCUGAAAAGGAUUUGAAUUCAGCUAUUAUCAGAUUGAAGAAUAUGCUUGAAAUGUAUUCGUUGUCUUGGCCAUAUGGAUAUACGAAUUCAGAAGUAUGGUUCUAUUUAUCCAAGAUUUAUGAAAUCAUUGAUGAUAAGAUAAUGUUGACCAAGAGUUUAUGGAAAUGUGUUGAAUUGGAAGAUUUUAGACCUGUAAGACAAUUCGAGAUUUGUGAUCAUUCAUUAGUUUAG